UGGCGAUGGCGGAUGAUGUGGAAUGCUGUGCUGUCCGCUGAGUCGUUUUCAGUCCGUGGCUACCAGCGUCUCUGUCGCGCAUUGGACAACACGUAUUGGAGACUCGUGUGUGUUGGGCAAGGAUUCUUUUAAAACGGAAUAAUCUAUUGGUGCUUUUUCAUGCAUACUCCUGUCUUGGUUAAUUGCGCCGCUGCCCCCGAUCGAUACGUUCGUUCAACACACGCGUUAUGAUCAUUGCGAUUAGCACCAUUACGACGGCGAUCGAACAGGAGCUUUCCAUGAACCGUCUCGGCGCCGGGACAGACGACAUCGCGCCGUCCAACAACACGACGUCUUUAGGAGAACUGUCGUCGGAGAAAGAGGAGGGAAGAAGAGAAUGACAACGACCGCGUUGUCGACAGACGAUGCCUACAUCUCAAGAUGGCGACGAGUCAUUUGACGGUUGACGCCGAUUUCCAGGCCGUCAAACUGGCGGUGCUCGGAGCGCCUGGUGUGGGCAAGAGUUCCAUCAUUCGACAGUUUGUGAUGAACCAGUUCGUGGAGGACUACUGCCCCACCGACAACAAGGAAGUGUUCUGCCCGUCCGUCAUCAUCAACGAGCACCUGUACGAGCUGAAGAUCAUCGACUGUCCGUACAUCCCGUACUUCCCCGUCAACUCGCUCUACGAGUGGACCGACUUCAGGGGCUACGGCCUGCGCAACGCUUCCGCCUACAUCCUCGUGUACGACAUCACCUCGGAGGAAAGCUUUCAGUACAUCAAGAACCUCCGGGACCAGAUCCUCGAGAGCAGGGACAUGCACGACGUGCCCAUGUUCGUCGUCGGCAACAAACACGAUCUGGCCGAGGAGCGCGGCAUGCCGAGGCGGGAAGUAGCGACGAUGGUCAAGAAGCAGUGGAAGUGCGGCUACAUCGAGUGCUCGGCCAAGUUUAACUGGCACAUAGUACUGUUGUUCAAGGAACUCAUGAAAACGGUGGAUUACAUAGACUACGGCCACAAACCCACGGCCAUCAGGGUACAAGACGCUCUCCGGCGAAACAGGUGCUUGAUUCUUUGAUAUUAUACAUUGUAAUUGCCAUCUACAUCAUACAUAGAUAUACUUUCAGUUUCAUCUGCAUUGGAACUAUUACAUUGUGUUGUUUGUCGGGUAAAUGUUUUAAUAUUAUUAUUCUAGGUUUAUUUGUGAGAGUGAAUGUGUUUAUAAUCGACAUAAAGACAUAAUAGAAUUGUAAACGGAAAAAGAUCCCAUUAAAACAAAUCCAUUAGUAUUUGUGUAUUCUGUUGAAAACCUUUUACCUAUUUAUGAUUAUGUACUAGACUUAACUAGAAUACAUGCUAUUUAUAUUAUUAAAUUUCUGUAUUUCCUUUCAAUGACUAGUGACACAAAGACCGGAUUACCCUUUUGGCACACAUGUCUAUGACAAUUAUUGAUAUAUAGCUAUGUUGUGGGCAUGUCAUACAUUAUGCACGAGCUCUUUGCAAUUUAUUGAAAAUUAAUUUGUAUUCGCUAUAACAUGGGGGCCAUAACUAAAGUUUGUUAUCACUCAAGUUAUGUUGUGUAGUCUGUAGUAUAAACAUUUCUAUCGCUUAUGAAAGUUGGGGGCAAUAAUAUUGAUUGAUGUCAUAUUUUUCCUACCAUAUACUUUGAUAUACAAUGGGUAUGAAAUGGAUCAUACAUAAUGUUUAUCAUUAAUGUUUGUUUGUUGGUUUGCAAUAUAUAAAUACCAAUAACCUAAGAAAGUUAGGAGCCUUAUUAAAUUUAUUGAAAUUGUUGAAAGCAAUAACAAAUACAGCACUAAUGAGGCGUUACCAGCGAUAUGUUUGAAAGUACCUGUACACGCGUGCCUUGAGUCGUAAUCUGAUCCUUAGUGACACUGCUGUUUAAAGAUUAUAUUGAUAUUAAACAGGUAAACGCAGGAAACAAUUACAGGUGUAUUAACUUAGCCAUUUUGUUGUUUAUUUGACUGUCAGUUGAUUUUAUUUUAAUUUAUAUACUUGCCAGCGGUUACUCUUAAAAAACAAAUAUUAUAUGUCAUAUGUUCACGUCAUUUUCAUUUGAUUUUCAAUAUAUUUAACUCGUGUUUGUACUUUCUUUCUUGUGUUCGUUAUAGCUGCAAACAAGUGACUGAUAAAGAACUAACACGCGAGAAAAGUGUGAUAUUCUCUGGUUUUGUGCAGAAAAUAACAAAGAAGAAGA
Messenger RNA from Gigantopelta aegis, 2196 nucleotides. RefSeq names its product ras-like protein family member 10B. NCBI's taxonomy places the organism in Eukaryota, Metazoa, Mollusca, Gastropoda, Neomphalida, Peltospiridae. Gene Ontology annotation, molecular function: GTP binding; GTPase activity. The transcript has a single exon. The coding region runs from base 421 to 1056 and encodes 211 amino acids. The record is from RefSeq and is a predicted model, not a curated record.